This is a messenger RNA of Rotaria sp. Silwood2, 1092 nucleotides long. NCBI's taxonomy places the organism in Eukaryota, Metazoa, Rotifera, Eurotatoria, Philodinida, Philodinidae. The record is from the annotation of a GenBank genome assembly.
AUGAAUGUUUUUCGAGCUUGUCCGUUGUUAUUAUCGUCAAAUACAUUUCGUUUGGCGAGGAAAAAUUUAGUAUCGAAUAGUAAUACAAGUACUCUUCGAUCCAUAACAGAUCGUUUCGGUGUUAAACGUCGUAGUCGACGUUUUUUGAGAAAUUAUUUUAUAGCGAAUGGAUUGUUGUUUGGUGGUGGUAGUCUUUAUUAUUUUUACUAUCUUACACCAAAACAAAAACGUCAAAUAAGAGUUUUAUUUGAAGGUUUACAACGUGGAUUUCGAUCAAUUCGAAUCGGUUUUCUUAUUUCAGUUGAUUAUAAAUAUCAUUUUUGGACAGUACCUGACACAUCACCAGAAUAUGAAAUAAAACUUAAAGAAUGUCAUAAACGAGCAGCAGCUAGAAUAGCUCAAGGAUGUAUCGAAAAUGGUGGCUUAUAUGUUAAAAUGGGUCAAGGACUGGUUAGUGCUGAUCAUAUUUUACCAAAAGAAUACACUGAUGGACUUCGAUUAUUGCAAGAUAAAGCUUUACGAAGACAACGAAAUGAAGUUAGUCAGUUAAUCGAUGAAGAAUUUGGCUGUAAAGUGUCUGAUUUAUUUUCUUAUUUUUCUCCAGAACCUAUUGCCGCAGCUUCUCUUGCUGAAGUUUAUGAAGGUCGUCUUAAAUCAACAGAUGAACGUGUAGCUGUUAAAUUACAAUAUAUUGAUUUACAAGAUCGUUUUGCCGGUGAUAUAUUAACCAUUCGUUUGAUAUUAUAUGCAAUUGGUAAAAUCUUUCCUAAAUUUGCAUUUGGUUGGAUAGUUGAUUCUGUAAAAAGUAAUUUGGAACGUGAACUUGAUUUUAAAUUAGAAGGUGAAAAUGCUGAUAAAUGUUAUGCUCAGUUAUCUCCACAUCUAAAAUUUAUUUAUGUUCCUAAAGUUUUUUGGGCAUUUACAACAAAACGAGUACUUGUUAUGGAAUAUAUUGAUGGUAUUAAAGUCUCAGAUACAGAAAAACUUCAUCAAACAAAUUUAUCAUUAAAAGAAAUUGAUACGAAACUUGUUCAAGCUAUGGCUUUUCAAAUAUUUCAUUCCGGUUUUGUACAUGCUGAUCCUCAUAUAUAG